Micropterus salmoides (largemouth bass) is the source of this 1911-nucleotide messenger RNA. RefSeq names its product potassium channel subfamily K member 5-like. Gene Ontology annotation, molecular function: potassium ion leak channel activity. The record is from RefSeq and is a predicted model, not a curated record. The coding region runs from base 414 to 1763 and encodes 449 amino acids. Lineage: Eukaryota; Metazoa; Chordata; Actinopteri; Centrarchiformes; Centrarchidae. The transcript has 5 exons. Gene Ontology annotation, cellular component: membrane. Gene Ontology annotation, biological process: stabilization of membrane potential; potassium ion transmembrane transport.
GCGGUUUGCAGAGAACUCAGUCUCAGCACGGCACUCGAACCUGCGUGAAAGUUCUGAGUUCCACUCGUUGACCUACUGGCUACCUCUUUUUUUGCGUGGACGUGGUCGAUCUUUAUAGCCUACUACCAUAUCUGACUUUCUAGCAACAAACUGUUCCCUUGUGCGAUCAAACACAGCCAGCAUAACCGCCUCAAAACCACGUUGCAGCUUUUGGCGUCAGACCUGGAAUUUUUGGCCAGGCUCUCGACGUCACCGUCCGAGACAGUGUUUGCUGGGGUGUGAUAGGCUACAACCUUGUCUUUAAACAUCUAUGGCUACAGCCCAUUAUGUUGUUUCACCAGGAAGAAAGCAAUUCGGGUAGGAUAGGCUGUAGGAGCUACUCGGCGCCAUAAGACUGAAGUUAUGACUUUAAUAUGGCCGAGAGCGACAAGGGUCCACUUUUAACUUCAUGUAUUAUUUUCUACCUAUCGAUCGGGGCCGCAAUAUUCCAAAUUCUUGAAGAGCCAAACUGGAAAUCAGCCAAAGAACAAUACAUCUUACAAAAGGAAAAUAUUUUGAAGAACUAUGCCUGCUUAACAAAAGAAGGUUUGGACGAGAUUUUGGAGAUAGUGUCGCAAGCUGCAGGCCAAGGUAUAACCAUCACCGGGGAAAAUCAACGCAACUCGUGGGACUGGGCAAACUCAGUCAUCUUUGCUUCCACCAUUGUCACCACUAUAGGUUUUGGUAACGUUGCUCCCAGGACUAAUGGUGGCCGUGUGUUCUGCAUCCUGUACGGUCUGUGUGGGAUCCCCCUGUGUCUGGUAUGGAUAAGCGAGCUGGGUUCUUUCUUUGGAGACCGGGCCAAACGUCUUUCCCAGAUUCUGAUCCGUAAAGGCAUUUCAGUGAAAAAGGUGCAGUUAACCUGUACAGCCAUAUUCCUGUUAUGGGGGCUGUUGGUGCACCUGGUGAUCCCUCCAUUUGUUUUCAUGUCUAUGGAAGGAUGGAGCUACCUGGAAGGCCUCUACUACUCUUUCAUUACACUAACAACGGUUGGUUUUGGAGAUUAUGUGGCCGGAGUAAAUCCAAACCGGGUCUACCCCAGACUGUACAAAGUAUUUGCAGAGUUAUGGAUCUACAUGGGCCUGGCCUGGCUGUCUCUGUUCUUCAGCUGGAAUGUCAACAUGGUAGUGGAAGCUCACAAGGUGUUAAAGAAAAGAAGACACAGGCACAGACGCUUUGAUAACGAGGAUCCUCCGCCUGUAAAGGAGAAGCACAAACCAGAUGUACGGCCGACAGCUAUUGACAUCUUCAACUUCAAGAAGGAGGAAGACUAUAGCACUGUCAUCAAGGCAAUUGGAGCCACAUAUAAAAUAAAGCCUGCAGAGAACAUAAAUCGCUCUAAGAGCUGCAGUGACAUCUUGGCCACCAACAUCGAGAACCUGGAUCACUCGCCACGGCACAGACGCAUGCUCAGCAUCAGCCAAGUGUUCGUAAGUGCAAAGGCUGUCGUGGACAAAGGGGAACAAGAAGACAUGCAUUCUUUAAUACAAGAAAGAAACAGAAACAGAGACCAUGAAUCUGCACAGUGUUUGAGGACGGAUAAUGAGGAGAACAAGGACACUUGUGCAUUUGAUUCAGAAACUGAUGGUAUCAUCUUCACUGUACCUACCAAAGAUGCUACAAAAGAGGAAAGUGUACAGCAUCCUGAUGGUGGGGGGACUAGGUUUACGAUCGCCAAGGUAGAAGAGGGAGAUGUGUUAAUAGAUAAAGAUGAAAAAGGUUAAAAGAACUUUUCUAAAACUUCCUAAAUUGUGGAACUGAUUAACCUAUGCUGUGGGAAGGGAGUUUUGUACCAAAGUAUCAUAAAUACUGUUAUGUAUCAGGAAAACAGAAUUUUGUGAAAAUUAUAUUAAAGGACUCUAUAAAAUAUAA